AUGUUGUCUAGAAGGGAAAAGCUGUUAGUACAACCUUGGGAGGACCGAAGGUUUAAAGAUCAUAGACAGAAGGUGGAGCGCGCUCGCGCCGCCGUGGACGCGGUGGCGCCGAGCGCGCGGCCGCACGUGGCGGUGAAGCUGAAGCGUCGGCAGCGCGAGCGCGAGCGCCGCGACAAGCUCACCGCGGACAACUUCGCGCUGCUGCAACGCCUCGCACGCCUCAUGAGCACCACGCGACUGGAUAACCGCUGGAAGCGCCCACUGCCCAACUUUCAUCAGAAAGUAGGCGUGUUCUACGAGCCCGACGUAUUGCGCAGGCGUGUCGAAGCACGAGCGCGAUUGCCGUCGGUGCCGCGCCUCGCUGGUGGGAAGUGCUACGCGUGCGAGUUUCGGAAAAUGAAAAACAACACAUACGGGACAAUAGAAGAUGAAUUAAAACUACCGUCAAUUUAAUAAACAAAAUGUAAACGUUUUAUUUCAAAUAAAAAACAACUAAUAUUGGA
Melitaea cinxia (Glanville fritillary) is the source of this 503-nucleotide messenger RNA. RefSeq lists its product as uncharacterized. Bases 1 to 453 code for a protein of 150 amino acids. The record is from RefSeq and is a predicted model, not a curated record. Lineage: Eukaryota; Metazoa; Arthropoda; Insecta; Lepidoptera; Nymphalidae. The transcript is spliced from 4 exons.